This is a messenger RNA of Cottoperca gobio, 2415 nucleotides long. It is a transcript of the gene prelid3b, whose product is annotated as PRELI domain containing 3. NCBI's taxonomy places the organism in Eukaryota, Metazoa, Chordata, Actinopteri, Perciformes, Bovichtidae. Gene Ontology annotation, cellular component: mitochondrial intermembrane space. The record is from RefSeq and is a predicted model, not a curated record. The transcript is spliced from 6 exons. The coding region runs from base 22 to 702 and encodes 226 amino acids.
GGAGGGGAUCCGCAGUUGUCUAUGAACGUGGUUCUGAUUUCAGCCAGUGUGAGUCUACCUACCGGCUUUUUCGUGCCUCCACUCCGGCAUCACCUCCGCCUCUUGUCAGCUAGUUCAACCAUGAAGAUCUGGGUAUCAGAGCACAUAUUCAACCAUCCUUGGGAGACGGUGACCAAGGCUGCCAUGCAGAAAUAUCCCAACCCCAUGAACCCCAGUGUGAUCGGAGUGGAUGUUUUGGACAGAGGCAUCGACCAACAGGGACGCCUCCACAGUAAAAGACUGCUCAGCACAGAGUGGGGUCUUCCAUCCAUAGUGAAAUCUAUUAUUGGUAACUCACGAACAUACACGUAUGUUCAGGAGCAGUCUGUUGUGGAUCCCAUAGAGAAGUCUUUUGAACUUCAGUCCUCAAAUAUCACUUUCACAAACUUGGUGUCUGUGGAUGAAAAGUUAACAUAUAAACCACACCCUGAGGAUAAAAACAAAACAAUACUGACUCAGGAGGCGAUCAUAUCGGUGAAAGGAGUCAGUCUCAGCAGUUACUUGGAAGGAGUUCUGGCGACCACCAUCUCUGCUAACGCUGGAAAGGGCCGUGAAGCCAUGGAGUUGGUAAUCAGGCGACUGAAUGCAGAGAUCGAGGAGCUGGCAGCCACCGCACGAGGGACCAUACGGACCCCGAUGGCUGCUGCAGUCACUGAGAAAUGACACCUGCCUCUCUUAUCCAGCAGAAUCAGAGAGACACUGCACGCCAGUAAAAAACCAGCCUCCCUUUAUGGUGCUCAGGUGCUGUCAUGGUGCUCUGGAGUUUUUGUAUUAUUUUAGGGUACAAUUCAUCCAUCUCAUACUUUUUACUAUCUACAUUAGAUAUAUUUUUAAUAGCAGACUGCAACAUAAAGGGAUUCUGUGGAGUGUGUUGAGGGGACGCUGCCUGGCAGGACCGCGGUGAAGAGAGACUCGAGGACAUGUUUAAACACCACUGUUAUCUGUGGGUUUGGAAACAUGUUGCAAAGACGUAUCCAAGGCACUGCAUGAACUGAAAACACAAGAAAAGUGCCAAACCAGCAGGCGCACAGCUUUUUUUUUUUGUCCAACAACUUUGGCAGCUGUUUUUUAUCCAGCAAAAGUUUCCUUCGGUAUGACGGUGACUCUCUAUUUGAACAACGUGACAACGUUCUAAGAAAAAAAUGGUUACGGUGAGAUGUGUAAAACUGAAUUUGAGGAAUACUCUUGUCAAGACACGAUGGCAGAAAACAAUGCCUUGUUGAGGCAGGAGUCGAGUCCAUUGCAUGUCAAGGUUACGUGGAAGUGGUGUCAGGUGUCAGAGAGGGAGGUUUGGCCACGCGACCAUCGACGGUGUGACGUCAAUGAAAUGUUUCACCAUCAGGUUUAUUUCUGUUUGAGCGUUUUCUUGCGGGACCUCCAUUAAAUACAAGACACUGCACCAGGCGACGUAUGUAAGCCUGAAAUAUAAACUGUAUUUUGUUAUUAUGUGAUAACUUAUAUUGUUAUAAAGGUAUUUAAGUGAAAUUUAAGGGAUCAAAGUAUUUGCCAUAUUUAUGUUUUUGAAGUCAUGUAGAAGACUUUUUCAAACGCUGCUUUAGUAUAACUUUUGAUAAGAUUCAGUCUGUCUGCAGACUAAACACAACAGUUUAAAAACUUUAAGUUAUAGUUUUACUGUACCUGAACAUGUUUGCUAAACUCAAACUGUUUUUAGCAAUGCGCACAAGACUACUGUUCCUUAGUUAUACCACUCGGCAUGUCCUUUCAGUAUUAAGGCUACGACCUUUGCAUUGACUUGCACUUUAACAAAGAAAAGCUGCUACACUUGCUGAGAAUCUGUGAAUGGUAUCACUGUUUGAGAGACAAUUUGCAUUUCAGUAGGUCUUUCUUUAUAUAAGAGACAGCAGUGUGGUGAUCGUGAAAGAUUUAGUUUCUUUAUUAUAUAUAAAUAUAUUUUUUUACCUGUAGUAGGAAUAUUUAUUUAGAUAAACAGUUGGUUUUGAAGCAAUGAGUUGCAACUUGGGUUGAACAUUGAGAAAUGUGAUAUUGCAUGCUUAGUUAGAAAUUGUAAUUUUCUGUAAUGUCUUUGGUGACUGAAAAGAAAUGGUGUCACCAACUGCAGAAUGUGGCAAUAAAAUAAAAAUAAUUUAACCUGUUCAUUAAAAGAUCUGUCAGUAAUUCUUCAAAUGAGGUCUUAAAAUAAAAAAAGGCCAGGAUACUGUUAACCUGAACAUUAGUAGAGUUAGAAUUAAAUAUAAGUUAUCCAAUAAUUGACAUGGAUGUUUAUCAAAAUUCAUUGUUAAUUUCAAGUAGCAAUAUGGCCUAUGUGAAAACAUGUCCAGUGCAUAUGAUUCUGCCAGAUUGAUUGUCUUUAGGAAGCUCACUCAAGAGAAAUUAAUAAAUGCAUUAAAAAAGUAA